Messenger RNA from Melanaphis sacchari, 630 nucleotides. RefSeq lists its product as uncharacterized. The coding region runs from base 111 to 527 and encodes 138 amino acids. NCBI's taxonomy places the organism in Eukaryota, Metazoa, Arthropoda, Insecta, Hemiptera, Aphididae. The transcript has 2 exons. The record is from RefSeq and is a predicted model, not a curated record.
UUCGAAUCGACGGGCAACCGGCUGUAAUACUGCACAUAUUCUAUACACAUACCUACAUAAUAUAAAGAAUACGUGUCGAAGAGAUCAUAACACAUACCUGCAGCAUCGUGAUGAUUCGGACGAACUACCUGGUCGUUUAUAUUUUAUCCAUUGCAGCCUUGUCACUACUGCCGCCGGUGGUGAUCGGCGUCAGCAACUUGGGUGACGCGCUAGUGCAGGCCAACGCUAAAGGAUUUCCGGCAGAUCUGCUGUACAACGUGGCCGGCCUGGAGGGCCGUUCGGGUAACAACAAGGAAUUACUAGCCAAAGCCCUGGAGUCGCCAAAAGUUCAGGAGGACGCGCGUAAGGCAGCCGUCGAGUAUGCGGUCAAGGACCUGCCGACAAGCCGCGAAAACACAGACGGAUACUGCGCGUACUCGUGGUUGAGAUGGUUGCCGUUUAUGGACUGCGAUCAGCAAUCAGCGGCAGCCACCGAGGUCCGACAGGCCAUUCAGCUGAUCAACACCAAACGGAACUGUAUGCGAUGACCAAGUAUCGAGCACACAAUAGCAUACAUCAUUUUAAUAUUAAUAAUAUAACAAAAAAAAUUUUAGCACAAUUUUUUGUUCAAAAAAAUAGUAUUUAAUUUAU